This is a messenger RNA of Drosophila miranda, 2476 nucleotides long. RefSeq lists its product as uncharacterized. The transcript is spliced from 2 exons. Lineage: Eukaryota; Metazoa; Arthropoda; Insecta; Diptera; Drosophilidae. Bases 162 to 1019 code for a protein of 285 amino acids. The record is from RefSeq and is a predicted model, not a curated record.
CGACCAAGUUACGAGUCGUAUUUGAUGCCUCAUGUAGAUCUAGCAACGGCAGGUCACUGAACGACGCAACCUUGGUUGGUCCAACGUUGCAGCCUGAUCUGUUCGAGACUUUGACCAGGUUCCGUUUCUAUAGAUACGCCCUUACGGCCGACAUAAAGAAAAUGUACCGUCAAAUAUUGGUUGCGGAACCACAUAGAAACUAUCAAUGCAUUCUAUGGCGAUGCAACGUUUCGGAUCGUAUCCAGGUGCUACGCCUAAACACGGUCACUUAUGGAACAAAUUCGGCGCCGUUCCUGGCAGUACGUUGCCUCUAUUACUUGGUCGAUAGGUACGCGGAAAAAUUUCCGUUAGCUAGAGAGGCAGUAAAGCGAAGUUUCUAUAUGGAUGAUAUGCUGUGUGGAGCCGAAUCAAAAGAGGAACUGACAAAGUUGAAAGAACAAGUGACCGAAUUAUUAGGGCUAGGAAAGUUCGAGCUGCACAAAUGGCGCAGCAAUUAUCAAGGAAUGGACAACAACACCAGCCUAGAGCCCCUGAUGCUAAAAACAGAGGACGCAGCUAAAACUUUGGGGAUAUAUUGGUCAAGUCUAGAGGACAAAUUCCAAUUUUGCUUUAACAUAAAGGUCUCCGCAAUCGCCACGAAGCGAUCAGUGCUGUCCGAAUUGGCUCAGGUGUUUGAUCCGUUAGGGUUCUUGAGUCCCUUGCUGAUCUUGGGCAAGAUCUUUGUUCAGGAACUUUGGCUUCUAAAGCAGGAUUGGGACGAGGAGUUACCAGCAAGCUACGCAACUCAAUGGCUUCGAUAUAGAGAAGAACUGAAACUAAUUGACAAGUUUUCAAUUCCGCGAUCCUCAAUUCCAAUUACGGCCGACCCAUGCACUUUGCAACUGUUUGGUUUCUCUGACGCAUCCAACAGAGCUUACGGCGGCGUAAUUUAUGCUCGUGUUAGGGAUGAAGGGGGAGGAAUUUCGGAGCGACUGGUUACGGCCAAGUCCAAAGUAGCCCCAGUUGGGGUAACAUCUUAGUAACACGCUUAGAGUUACAUGGGGCAUUGUUAGUGGCCAAGCUAAUGGCAAAGGUAUGCGCCUGUCUUCACAUACCAGUAGAGAAGGUUAACUAUUUCACGGACUCCACAAUUGUGUUAAAUUGGCUGUCGUCACAUGCUAGUCGAUGGACCACCUUCGUUGCCAAUAGGGUGGCUCAAAUACAAGAGCUCACACAUGUACAGGAUUGGUUCAAGGUCGACACCAAAUCAAACCCUGCAGAUAUUGUAUCUAGGGGAUUAUUGGUAACCGAAUUGAGCAACGGUCCAGAAUUUUUAAUGGACGCAGCAGAUGACUGUACCAAAUUUAAUUGGAGUGAGGAAAUACAAACAGUUCCAGAGGAGAGGAAAUGUAAGUUCUCGCUGACAGUUGGAAAGGUAGAAAGUAAUGAGAAGUUAGAUGUCGUGGGGAGAUGCAAAUUUGCAAAUGAUUUCCUCAAAUUGCAGCGAGUUUUUAGCUAUAUUUUUCGCUGGCGUAGAAUAUCGUUGAGAUCAAACUCAAAUGAAACAGACAACCUUACUGCAGCUGAAAUGGAGGGCGGAUUGCGCUAUAUUGUAUAUAAUGUGCAGCAGUUGAGCUUGCAUGAGGAAUUCAUUAAGCUUAAAGAGGGAAAGGUGAUCAAAUCAGCGAGAAUUCAGAGUUUAAGCCCGUUUUUACAAGAGGAAGAGGGAAUAACUAUUAUUCGAGUCGGCGGAAGGUUGUCCAAUGCCGAAUUGCCAUUUGACACAAGGCUUCCCAUCUUAAUGCCGAGCAACCAUAAAGUGGUAGAGGCGCUUGUUGAACUCACACAUCGAAAGAAUUGACAUGCCGGGGCACAAUCGCUAUGUGCCUUUUUGCGACAGAGAUAUUGGGUAAUCAAUUGCAGGAAACUUGCCCGCAGGGUGAUCCGUGGCUGCAUACCAUGCUUUCGUCGUCGGCCGCUCGCUGCAACACAGCUGAUGGGAGCGCUGCCAGCUAACCGAGUGCGAGGCAAUAUCUACCCCUUCGAGCGCGCUGGACUGGACUUUGCUGGACCAAUAUGGAUGCACUUUCACAUGCGAGAAAAACGCCCAGUAAAGGUGUAUCUGUGCAUAUUUGUAUGCUUUGCAACAAAGGCCUGCCAUAUAGAGAUAGUGUCGGACUUAAGCUCAAAUGCGUUCAUCGCGGCGCUAAAACGGUUCUUUGCAAGACGUGGAUUGAGUUCUGACCUAUAUUGCGACAACGCCACCAAUUUUGUAGGUGCGUCACGAGAGCUCAACAGAGCUUUCGACUCGCCAAGUCAGAAGCUCAUUGACGACGAAUGCAGCCAGCGAGGAGUCAGGUUUCACUUCAUCCCCCCACGCUCCCCUCACUUUGGAGGAUUAUGGAAGAGCGCCGUGAAGGUGGCCAAACAGCUGCUGGUGAAAUGCACCAACAGCACAGCACUUAACUACGAAGAUCUUGCGACUGCCAUCACACAA